AUGUCAUCACUGGCCUCUCCUUCCAUUCUUCAUACCCAUCAUUCUUCACCCAUUCUUCCAACCCAUCAUUCAGUAUCAUUCUUCCAACCCAUCAUCCAGUAUCAUUCUUCCAACCCAUCAUUCAGUAUCAUUCUUGGAACCCAUCAUCCAGUAUCAUUCUUCCAACCCGUCAUCCAGUAUCAUUCUUCCAACCCGUCAUCCAGUAUCAUUCUUCCAACCCGUCAUCCAGUAUCAUUCUUCCAACCCAUCAUUCAGUAUCAUUCUUGGAACCCAUCAUCCAGUAUCAUUCUUCCAACCCGUCAUCCAGUAUCAUUCUUCCAACCCGUCAUCCAGUAUCAUUCUUCCAACCCAUCAUCCAGUAUCAUUCUUCCAACCCAUCAUCCAGUAUCAUUCUUCCAACCCGUCAUCCAGUAUAAUUCUUCCAACCCAUCAUCAAGUAUCAUUCUUCCAACCCAUCAUCCAGUAUCAUUCUUCCAACCCAUCAUCCAGUAUCAUUCUUCCAACCCGUCAUCCAGUAUCAUUCUUCCAACCCGUCAUCCAGUAUCAUUCUUCCAACCCAUCAUCCAGUAUCAUUCUUCCAACCCGUCAUCCAGUAUCAUUCUUCCAACCCGUCAUCCAGUAUCAUUCUUCCAACCCGUCAUCCAGUAUCAUUCUUCCAACCCAUCAUCCAGUAUCAUUCCUCCAACCCAUCGUCCAGUAUCAUUCUUCCAACCCAUCAUCCAGUAUCAUUCUUCCAACCCAUCAUCCAGUAUCAUUCUUCCAACCUAUCAUUCUUCACCCAUUCUUCCAACCCAUCAUUCAUCACCCAUUCUUCCAACCCAUCAUUCAGUAUCAUUCUUCCAACCCGUCAUCCAGUAUCAUUCUUCCAACCCAACAUUCUUCACCCAUUCUUCCAACCCAUCAUUCAGUAUCAUUCUUCCAACCCAUCAUCCAGUAUCAUUCUUCCAACCCAUCAUCCAGUAUCAUUCUUCCAACCCAUCAUCCAGUAUCAUUCUUCCAACCCAUCAUCCAGUAUCAUUCUUCCAACCCAUCAUCCAGUAUCAUUCUUCCAACCCAUCAUUCUUCACCCAUUCUUCCAACCCAUCAUUCAGUAUUAUUCUUCCAACCCAUCAUCCAGUAUCAUUCUUCCAACCCAUCACCCAGUAUCAUUCUUCCAACCCAUCAUCCAGUAUCAUUCUUCCAACCCAUCAUCCAGUAUCAUUCUUCCAACCCAUCAUCCAGUAUCAUUCUUCCAACCCAUCAUUCUUCACCCAUUCUUCCAACCCAUCAUCCAGAAUCAUUCUUCACUUCCAGCCUACAGCUUAUUCAGCAUUUUCAUCAUAUAAUGGAAAAUGA
Messenger RNA from Procambarus clarkii (red swamp crayfish), 1335 nucleotides. Lineage: Eukaryota; Metazoa; Arthropoda; Malacostraca; Decapoda; Cambaridae. The record is from RefSeq and is a predicted model, not a curated record.